Durusdinium trenchii is the source of this 3243-nucleotide messenger RNA. NCBI's taxonomy places the organism in Eukaryota, Dinophyceae, Suessiales, Symbiodiniaceae. The record is from the annotation of a GenBank genome assembly.
AUGCGGGCCAAGCAGCGAGAGUGGAUCCUUUCAGGAUUGAGGAGCUUCGGAGCGCCUAUGGCUGUCGCCACACUAGUGAGUUUGCUCUUCGCUGUGCCCGGACUCGACUGGUCUUCGCCCUUGGACCACUUUGAAUGCUUCAGUGGAAAGAUGGAGGUCACCCAGGCUGAGUGGCGAGCUGGGCGAUCGGCCAUGCCCUUUGAUGUGGACAUCAGCCCUGGAAUGGACCUAUUGACACCCGCUGGGUUUUGCAACUCCUUGUUCUAUGCGGCGUCCCUUCGGCCCGGCGCCGGCCACAUGACGGCGCCCGUUUGUUCGACAUGGGUGUUCAUGUCAAGAGGAAGCACAUUGCGCUCCAGAACCAGACCUUUGGGGCGAAAGGAUUCCCAGGCAGUAAGGGAUGGCAACAUCCUUGCUGCGAGAGCAAUCAUUUUAUGUUUGAUUGCUGCAUCGAAAUGCGUAUGGUGGGUUCUCGAGCAGCCAUCUAGCAGCAUAUUUGAGCUGCACCCACUCUUUCAACAGAUGGUCAGAAUGCUUCGGGUCCACAGGCUCUCAAUCAACAUGAGCGAUUUCGGAGCGCCAACGGUUAAGAGGACCAUCCUCUAUUCCAGUCACCGCGAGGUGAACGACUUGCUUGACCAUACCGUCGAGCCACGCCUAGAGGCGGAAGGGCGUGACAAGUCGAAGGCAAGAAAGAAGGAACGCAGGGUCAAGUAUGUGCCUUGCAAGAAGAAGAAGAUAGAGCACAUCUUCACUACACCAGAGAAGAAGAACAAAGGUGGUUCUGCAUCCUCUCGGGCAUCAUCGCUAGAUUCAAAGCAGAAAGCUGAAGCGCACUUGGCAUCCCUUAAGGAUAUCCUUGAUGACUCCUUUGAUGACUCUAGCACGGACUCCGACAUUGAUGAGCUCUUGGAGGGGACGAAGGGUGGGGAAGGAGCAGAAGACUCAGGAAAGUCAGGAGGGAAAGACAAGUCAGAGGCGGAGGAAGAAGACGAUUCAGGAAGCGAUGAAGAGUCAUCAUGUGAAGCAGAGGAUGAAGAAGGAGAACCGGCAGAAGAGUCAAACCAGGAAGAGGCAGAUGAAGAGGGUUCAGGAAAGAAUGAAAGCGAUGAUGAUGGCUCUUCUGAAGAAGGAGAGGAAUCAGAGGAAGAGGGGUCAGAUGAUGAUGAUGAAGUGGAGUCGGAGCCAGAAGCGUGGUUCUACAUGCGCGUUGGAGUCUCCUACAAGCAAAAGGAAAUCACUUCCGAGUCAAUGUCUAUCAAGGCCAAAAAGAACUUGGACCCAGAGUUGAGGGCUUCCCUCACCGACGCUGACGACGGCAUUCUUCGGCCUGGCGCUCUUCCAAAGAUCCAAACGGCUUCAGCUGCAGGGAACAAAGCUCUCCUGGAUUCGCUUGCCAAGGUUACAGCUGCCCCCACAAAAAAGAAGGAGAAGGUGGAAGCGGAGGAGGUGGAACCAAAGACAUGGGCAGAGAAGGCCUCUGACAGCUUGGGGGACCUCUUGCAAGAUGCAGCCAAAGCCAGGACACUCUCCAUCAAACUGGGUCCAGUUCAGUAUGCGAGUGAGUUGGCUUUACAAAUGAAGAACCAUGCAAACCAUUUGGAGAAGUUGUAUCACAACAUCCGAGUGGCUUUGGACAAGAAAAGCGACGACAAGACUUACAAAAAGCUCCUCAAUCAAGUCGCUGAAGGCGCCACCUUUACAACAAAGUCUCAGGCCGCAGCCAAUGCAUUCCUGAAGCCUCCGAGCAAGAAGAAGAAGAAGGAAACGAGUACUGGCGGCACCAAAACCGGAGACAAGGCCCCAGACAAGGCCGCGGAGGUUGUGGACCAUCCACUACCCCACAGAGCUUUGCAAAGCUUCGCUGGCUUAGGGUCGAGCGGCAAGUGCGUAGCAAACGCGGAACGUGACCGUCACAGGCCCAAUGUGAACUUUGAGCGCCUUAUCCCUUUGACCAUCCAUGGGGACGGGGCCCAGUUCUACAGGAACGAUGAGAACUUUGUAUGGUCGGUUUCAAGUGCAUUCAGUGUGAAGGGUUGUGUGAAGGAUGUGUUGCUCUUCAAGUAUCCAGUGCGAGCCUCUGCAAACAUCAUCAUCAGCGAAGUCGUGGCCUGGUCCAUUUCCGUUGCUUUGGAAGGGAUUCUUCCAGAGACAGGAUUCUAUGGAGAGAGCUUUGACCCCUCAACCUACCGGUUCAAGAUGAAUGGCUCACAAGCAGCGAACGGGUGGAAGGCAUGUUUCUUUGCCAUGAAGGCCGACCUCAAAGCAAGGGCGCAACUGCACCAUUUUCCCCGGUAUUACCAAUGCAACCAGAUGUGCGACCGGUGCUUGGCGAGCCAGGGGAAAGGUUGUCCUGUGGAAAUGCACUACAAAAACUUCUCUCCAACCAAAGCUUGGGACCUCACACUGAUUGACCACCCAGGGUACGUGCUCCGGGAAAGGUUGUCUUUGAGCCCCUGGUUGUGCAUGGAGGGCUUUCAGAUUGAGUGCAUGAGCUAUGACUUCUUACAUAAUAUGUAUUUGGGCACUGGCCGUGAUUUCUUUGCGAGUGGGUUGAAAACCUUGGUUGAAUGUGGCGUCUACAGAGACACGGGUCUCACCCAAUUAGAUGACAUCCUGUGUCAUAUUGAACAUCGCAUCCGGGCCAAAUGCAAAGAGCACAAGAUUUCACUGCCUACAAAGCCCCAUCUUUGUAGCACAGCCCUGAAUGGCGACGACGACUAUGCAGAGUUGUCUUCAAGAUUCAAGGCCGCCCAUGUAAAGGUUUCGUUGUGGUGGCUAGCUGUGGAGUCACAAAGUGCGGCUGAUGCUGCGCCAGAGGACGAAUUGCUCAAUAUGCUGGCGUACACAGCAUACAACCUCCAACGGUGCAUCGAAGUGUUCGACCGUGGCGGCCUUGUCCUCUCUGAAGAUGAGGCCAAGGAAGCAUCGCACUGCCUCCACAUGCAUCUGGUCAGAUUUGCUUGGUUGGCUGACCACUACUUCAAAAGAAGAGUGAUGAUGUACAAAAUUAGAUGCAAACAUCAUUAUUUGUGGCACACCGCAUGGGAGGUGUCACGAUGGAGGUUGAACGCAAACCUCUUUCAUACCUUCCAGGAGGAGUCAUUUCUUGGAAAGAUAAAGGCAGUGGCAGUUAAAUGUCACGGUCGCUCAUGUACAGCACGAGUAUACCAGAGAUAUUUUCUCACACUUGCCAUGUGUCUUCAUGAAUAUAAGAAGCAGGAACUUAAGGUCGACGCCUGA